CCGCGUCCGAGUCCCAGCGCGCGGAGCAAGUGCUCAUGGCGGCGCCGGCGCCCACGGGCCCCGAGGACGACGCCUCGGCCGUCCUAGACGAGCUGUCUCGGAACUUCACGUACUGGGCGCCAGGCCCCGGCAACGGCUCGCUGUCGAGCGCCUGGUAUCGCAGAAACCAGAUUCACCUUUUUGGAGUUCUGCUGGCCAUUUUAGGAAACCUGGUUAUCAGCAUUUCCCUAAAUAUCCAGAAAUAUUCUCAUCUUCACUUGGCCCAGAAAGAGCACCCGAAGCCAUACUUUAAGAGUGUGCUUUGGCUGACUGGAGUCCUACUGAUGGCCAUGGGAGAGACAGGCAACUUCGCAGCCUACGGGGUUGCUCCCAUCACUCUGAUCGCACCGCUGGGCUGCAUGUCAGUUACAGGUAGUGCCAUCAUUUCUGUUAUAUUUCUAAAAGAAAAUUUGAGAGCCUCGGAUCUACUAGGUAUGACACUAGCAUUUGCAGGAAUGUAUUUAUUGGUGAAUUUUGCUCCAAAUAUCACCCAAGCUAUCUCAGCAAGAACAGUACAAUAUUACUUUGUUGGCUGGCAGUUCCUGGUUUAUGUGAUUUUAGAAAUCCUAGUUUUCUGCAUCCUUCUGUAUUUCCAUAAAAGAAGAGGAAUGAAGCACAUUGUGGUCCUCCUCACCCUGGUGGCACUCCUAGGCAUCAUAUUUUACCAGGAAUUCCUUGGUGCUGCUUUUCUCACUGUAUUUAUAUACCUUUUUGGGUGCUUUCUGUCAUUCCUUGGAGUAUUUCUAGUGACAAGAAAUAGAGAAAAGGAACAUCUACAACAGUCUUUUAUUGAUUUGGGGACUAUUCCUGGGAAACAAAUGUUGGAUACAAUACAACCAGACUCAAAUGGCUUAUCCUAUGGAACCUUGCCUGAUGGAGGUGACCCAACAAGGGGCCAGCCUGGAGAGAAGAAAGAAGCCUAGGUUGCCAAGAGGGAUGGCUGUUGGCCUGCUAUUCAAUACCACCUUUUAAAGGAUUGCACAUGUUCGCUCUGUGUCAGCAGCUAUUUCACGCUGACAUGUGCGCGUAUUUGCUUCACUUUUCUCCCCCACUGUGGACAAUCAGGGCCUUCCUAAUCUCCAACAGUCUAAUGCUUUCAUGGAAUGUAACUCCAAGUGCUCCCACUCCCUCCAUCCCUCCCUAGCGAUCAUCUCACUGGCUGGAUCUUAAUGAGAGCCUGGCUGCUGAAGCAGGAAUGUCACACAAAAAUGUGCACUCGAGAUUUGGCCAUAGAAGGCAGAGGUUGCUUUUCCAUGUGGCUUGCAGAAUCUGCUUGCUGGCUUCAAAAACACCCUCUCGUGCUCCAGCCUUAGUCUCUAAAGGAAGAUUUGAUGUGCUUUGUUCUUGGGCGCCUCUGUGAACCUCUCUUGAGGAACUCACUCCUUUUUCCAUGUUGUAUGGCAAGUCACUGUCGCAGCCAAUUCUGUUAAAAUCUUCCUUUAAAAAUAAAGGGCCUCAUUACAAAAUUGAAUUUACAAGUGGUGUUCUCAGAUGGCAUUUAUUAAAAACUCUAAGACCUGCUAGUGGCAGUUUUUGAGCCUAAAGUGGGAGCAUUUAAGACGUAUGACUGUGUUCACCUCUGCGGCAUAUGUAUUAAAAUCUAGCAGCAACACAUAUGGUAUCAUGGUCUCUGCAUAAGUAUGACACAUAAAUUCAUAAAGUGUUAAAAUAGCUAAAACUCUAGAAUGGUAGCAUUUUCUCCAGCCUUAUGAUCCUCUUAUAUUUACAUUGAAACUCAAGAAAAAUGUUGUCAUAUGCCUUAAAUUGUUACAGAUCCUAUAUGUUAUCAGUGGGUUUAUAUGUCUUAAAAUGGCAUUUAGUUUCUUAGGAUAUUCAUGCUACACACUGUGUCUCCCCCGCCCCAAGUCCUCUAAACUUUGCCAGUUUUUCUAGAAAAGGAAAAUCAUAAUUAGAGAAGUGGGUUUCAGCUACUUGACUCUGGCCAUAGAAUAUAGCCAUGAGGUCCAACCUGAGCAUAGGUCCAGCCUGAACACAGGUGGCUUAUGUCACAUAUGACUCUCUGUGACCACCCGCCAUGUCUACUAACAUACAUUUCAGGCAGAAUCUGUAUAAUGAUUUCUCCUCAUGCUGUACCUAGUAUUUAAACAAUGAGAAAAGGGAACAAAUUUGUUGUAACCAAAUAAUAAGACCCAUCCUUAAAGCCUCAGGUUGCCCAAACCAUGCCAGCCCAGUGCCACUCAAGAAUUGUUCUUGUGCAUGGUGCUAAACUCAGAGCCAAUGAGAUACUAACCUGAACUAUUUCUAAUCUUUUUAAUUUUUCUUAUAACCUGAGCUCCUAACCAAACCAGAAUAUCCCAAAGCCCACAUAUGGUUUCUGAACUCCGGAUAGCUGUCAGCAAUUCCUGCCACCUUGGCAAGUGUCCAUUGAUCUAGAUGCAACAGUCAUAUAAUUAACGGCAUUUUAGUGAGUGGGUGCAGUGCGUUGGCUCUGAGAGAUUCAGCUAAGUUAUGUAUCCAGUGCCUUAAACUGUGGACUUCUAGUAAAUCCUGACAUUAGUUUCAAAAAUUGGAAAAGGGGUUUUAUUUGAGCUAUAGGACCAUCUUCAUAGCUGCAGCACCCAGUUCUGAGCACUGUAGAAUUUUGCAGACACAAGCUUAACAACAGUUUGUGCCCUCACAUUUGCUUUAAAGGUUUUGAGAAAUAACAUUAGUUUAUGUAAUACAGGGAUGCUUUUGAAAUCAGGAUUACAUAUAUAAUGUAUUCAGACCUACUUUCACUAAUUAUGGUGCACCAAACCAAGGUGAAUAGAAGUGUUAGUCUACUGGCUUAGAGGGCGUUUUGUUUGUCUUUCUCUUUAGUACUUAGGGCUUGACAACCAAAGUCAACCCAUUCCUUCUGACACUGUAAGCUGGGAACCCUUGGCCAGCAUUUGGCUCAUCUGACUAUUUGUCUAGACCAAGGACUGGCAAACUAUUUUAGUAAAGACUUACAAAGUAAAUAUUUGGGGGUUUGUGUUAUCCAUAUGGUAUCUGUCCCCCACUACUCAGCUAUUCCAUAAUAGCAUAAAUGUAGCCAUGGGCAACGUGUAAACAAAUAAUAAUGAAUGCACAUCAGCAGUUAUUAACAAAACAAAACAUAGUAACCAACCCAUGUCUGUAGUUUGCCAUGCUCUUGUCCAAAUGCUUUUGACUUUGCCAUGAAACUUAUUUUUCUUGUUUCUUGGGCACUGGAGAGCUAAAGAGAGAAAACAUUGACACUUCAUGGUUUGUGACAAAUCAGAUACUUGCUAUUUACAUUAAGAUCCUUUUGCUUAUAAGAGAAAUAAAUGUAUUUGUUGUGAGUCUA
Molecule: messenger RNA, 3346 nt
Organism: Arvicanthis niloticus (Nile rat)
Lineage: Eukaryota; Metazoa; Chordata; Mammalia; Rodentia; Muridae
Gene: Nipal2
Product: NIPA like domain containing 2
Biological process (GO): magnesium ion transport
Cellular component (GO): membrane
Molecular function (GO): magnesium ion transmembrane transporter activity
Source: RefSeq, a predicted model, not a curated record